Salvelinus sp. IW2-2015 is the source of this 1550-nucleotide messenger RNA. Its product is annotated as zf-DHHC domain-containing protein. NCBI's taxonomy places the organism in Eukaryota, Metazoa, Chordata, Actinopteri, Salmoniformes, Salmonidae. The record is from RefSeq and is a predicted model, not a curated record. Gene Ontology annotation, molecular function: palmitoyltransferase activity.
CAUUUUGCUUCCCCCCUAGUCCCCGCCCUCCRGACGUCACCCGGAAGAGGGGGACGGACGGGGGAACCAAGAUGGCGUUUCUACGCUGUAGGCGAGACCCGUGUGGAUUUAUAUGUCUCAUACUAACUUAUUUCAGCGUCUUUUACGCCGAUUAUGUGGUAAUUCAGUAUGUCCUCAUCCCUGCCUACUCGGGAAGGGUUGUGAGGGCUGGACUGUGUGUAGUCGUUGUGAGACCUACCGCCCCCCCAGAGCUCACCACUGCAGAGUAUGUCAACGAUGCAUACGACGCAUGGACCAUCACUGUCCCUGGAUCAACAACUGUGUUGGAGAGUUGAACCAGAAGUACUUUAUCCAGUUUCUCUUCUAUACAGGUAUGGCCAGUCUCUACUCCAUGGCUCUGGUGGUGUCAGCCUGGGUGUGGAGAAUACGGAGCGAGAGAGACGGGGAAGGAGACAAAGAAGGAGAGGAGUCUCCCAGCAAACACCUUAUUGUAGCUCACUACAUCAUUCUCCUGGUUGAGUCGGUGUUGUUUGGAGUGUUCGUCAUGGUUAUCUUCUACGACCAGUUGGUGUCCAUUAUAACAGAUGAAACUCCUAUAGAACAUAUGAGGAACAGAUUGAUGAAAGACAGAACAUCGAUCACCAGCAGCACCUCUGAGCUGCCACCGGCACACGUCCCACACACACGCAAGCCCAAACUAGCCCUGCUCCGAGAGGUCUUCGGGAGAGGGUCGGUGUUCUGUUGGCUGUUCCCUCUACAUUCCAGUCCCCCCACCGUCGGUGGAAUCAGCUACUCGGCUGUUCCGGAUUACGAUGUCUAACGUUCCCGCGACGUUCAAACAACAUUCUGUGAUAGCGUUUUAACAUUCCUUCAACGUUGUGGUUACGUUACGGUCAUAAUAUAAUUAGGGUUGUCAAAUUAAUUUAAUUGAAUUCGUGGCCAUUAGUUCAUCGCAAUUCAUCACAAUGUUUGACACACACACACACACACACACACACACACACACACAUCCUCUCUCUCACACAUUCUCUCUCUCUCACACUCACACACACCAUAGCCUUCUGCCUGUGCCAUCCAAACUGUGCAUAGCCUAGUCAGUGGUCAAGUUAUCAGGUUUCUAUCCCGUUAGGUAACAUUGACUAGCUAGCUAAACAAUGUUGUUUGUUAUCAAACCAAACAAUGUGUUUAAAAACGGCCCGCGACAUGCACACGAAUCCGCGAAAGAAAGAAAAUGCAUAUCUCCGAAAUGAUUUUGUCUCGCGGUCUAAAGUGAUGUAGCUGUGUUGCGUUUUAAAAGGUUUCGGUCAGUGUUAGAAAUGGAGAUACGAUUAACUUUUUUUUUUACAGCGAWAAACAUGUCACCUUAAAAACACGUGAACUUUGACAGCCCUAAAUAUAGUAUAUAGGUUAAUAUCAGAGGUUACUGAAAUGUUUGCAGUGAAAUGUUUGGUUAACUAGCGUUCCCACAACGUUAGGGGAUCAUGGUAACCUUUUCAAAAAAUAAGGAUCCUUCAACGUUGUGUUUGCGUUAGGGUCAGGUCACUGAACGG